AUGUCGAUUGGCUCAACGAAACCUUGCAACCCUAUCAUUGCUGAAAUGGCUAUGCGCUUGCCCUCUGAAAAAAUUCCUGAAACACAUGAUGCAGUUGAUGCUUUAUCCGCUGCAUUAGCUUGUAUAUCUGGUACAACAAAUAUUGUUCCUCGAUCUUCAUUGAAAAAAAAAGAAAAUUAUACAACAUAUAUGUUAACAGUUACAGAUGAAUUCAAAGGUCCAGGAUUAAAUUUACCACAACUUGAUGAAUCAACUAGAAGUGGUAAUAGAGGAUUUUCACGUAGUAGUAAUGGACUAGUACUUGGUGGAAGCUAUACUGGAAGUCGAAAUUCUGAACGAUCGAAUGCUUGUUUUAAAUGUCAAAAAGAAGGUCAUAAAUCUUUUGAUUGUUCAGAACCGAAAAAAGGACGAUCAUCAGCAAAUAUCAGUAAUCGUGGUAUUAAACGUAGUUUCACUGGUAAUCAGACUAAUGGACAUAGUAUAGGUGAAACAAGUAGAAAAAAAAAUAAAAUUUAA
Molecule: messenger RNA, 516 nt
Organism: Rotaria sp. Silwood1
Lineage: Eukaryota; Metazoa; Rotifera; Eurotatoria; Philodinida; Philodinidae
Source: the annotation of a GenBank genome assembly